Molecule: messenger RNA, 10132 nt
Organism: Hippopotamus amphibius kiboko
Lineage: Eukaryota; Metazoa; Chordata; Mammalia; Artiodactyla; Hippopotamidae
Gene: SLC44A1
Product: solute carrier family 44 member 1
Exons: 16
Coding region: 142-2115 (657 amino acids)
Biological process (GO): choline transport; transmembrane transport
Cellular component (GO): plasma membrane
Molecular function (GO): choline transmembrane transporter activity
Source: RefSeq, a predicted model, not a curated record
GCCCAAGCCGCCGCCGCCGCCGCCUCCGAGCCGUGCGGGGCCAGGCCGCGCCCUCCCCGGGCGCCCGCCGGCUCGGAUGCCGAGGGGCUCCGGGGCGUAGCUGCGCGCCCGGCGCCGCCUCCGGGCCCCUCCGGCCCCGCCAUGGGCUGCUGCAGCUCCGCCUCCUCAGCCGCGCAGAGCUCCAAACGAGAAUGGAAGCCACUGGAGGACCGUAGCUGCACAGACAUACCGUGGCUACUGCUUUUUAUCCUCUUCUGCAUUGGAAUGGGAUUUAUUUGUGGCUUUUCAGUAGCAACAGGUGCAGCAGCAAGACUAGUGUCAGGAUACGACAGCUAUGGAAAUAUCUGUGGGCAGAAAAAUGCGAAGUUGGAAGCAAUACCAAACAGUGGCAUGGACCACACCCAUCGGAAGUAUGUAUUCUUUUUGGAUCCAUGUAAUCUGGACUUGAUAAACCGGAAGAUCAAGUCUGUAGCACUGUGUGUAGCAGCAUGUCCAAGACAAGAACUGAAAACCCUAAGUGAUGUUCAGAAGUUUGCAGAGAUAAAUGGCUCAGCGCUAUGCAGCUACGACCUAAAGCCUUCUGAAUAUACUACAUCAUCAAAAGCUUCUGUUCUUUGCCCCAAACUACCUGUUCCAGCGAGUGCACCUAUUCCAUUCUUCCAUCGCUGUGCUCCUGUGAACAUUUCCUGCUAUGCCAAGUUUGCAGAGGCCCUGAUCACCUUUGUCAGUGACAAUAGUGUCUUACACAGGCUGAUUAGUGGAGUAAUGACCAGCAAAGAAAUUAUAUUGGGACUUUGCUUGUUAUCACUAGUUCUAUCCAUGAUUUUGAUGGUGAUAAUCAGGUAUAUAUCAAGAAUACUUGUGUGGAUCUUAACAAUUCUGCUCAUCCUGGGUUCCCUUGGUGGCACAGGUGUACUAUGGUGGCUGUAUGCAAAGCAAAGAAAAUCUCCCAAAGAAACAGUUAUUCCUGAACAGCUUCAGAUAGCUGAAGACAAUCUUCGUGCCCUCCUCAUCUAUGCCAUUUCAGCUACGGUGUUCACAGUUGUCUUGUUCCUGAUAAUGUUGGUCAUGCGCAAACGGGUGGCUCUCACCAUCGCCUUGUUCCACGUGGCUGGCAAGGUCUUCAUUCACCUGCCUCUGCUAGUCUUCCAGCCCUUUUGGACUUUCUUUGCUCUCCUCCUGUUUUGGGUGUACUGGAUCAUGACACUUCUCUUCCUUGGCACUACCGGCAGUGCUGUUCAGAAUGAGCAAGGCUUUGUGGAGUUCAGAGUUUCUGGACCCCUACAGUACAUGUGGUGGUACCAUGUGGUGGGCCUGAUUUGGAUCAGUGAAUUUAUUCUAGCCUGUCAGCAGAUGACUGUGGCAGGAGCUGUGGUAACAUACUAUUUUACUAGGGAUAAAAGAAAUUUGCCGUUCACACCUAUCUUGGCAUCAGUGAGUCGCCUUAUUCGCUAUCACCUCGGUACUGUGGCGAAAGGAUCUUUCAUUAUCACAUUAGUCAAAAUUCCACGAAUGAUCCUUAUGUACAUUCACAGUCAGCUAAAAGGAAAGGAAAAUGCUUGUGCUCGAUGUAUGCUGAAAUCUUGCAUUUGUUGCCUUUGGUGUCUUGAAAAGUGCCUAAAUUAUUUAAAUCAGAAUGCAUACACAGCCACAGCUAUCAACAGCACCAACUUCUGCACCUCAGCGAAGGAUGCCUUUGUCAUUCUCGUGGAGAAUGCUUUGCGAGUAGCUGCCAUCAACACAGUGGGGGAUUUCAUGUUAUUCCUAGGCAAGGUGCUGAUAGUCUGCAGCACAGGCUUGGCUGGGAUCAUGCUGCUCAACUACCAGCAAGAUUACACAGUAUGGGUGCUGCCUCUCAUCAUCGUCUGCCUCUUUGCUUUCCUAGUCGCUCAUUGCUUCCUGUCCAUUUACGAAAUGGUAGUGGAUGUAUUAUUCUUGUGUUUUGCCAUUGAUACAAAAUACAAUGAUGGGAGCCCAGGCAGAGAAUUUUACAUGGAUAAAGUGCUGAUGGAGUUUGUGGAAAACAGUAGGAAAGCAAUGAAAGAAGCUGGUAAGGGAGGCGUUGCUGAUGCCAGAGAGCUGAAACCGAUGGCUUCGGGAGCAAGUUCUGCUUGAACCUAGCCGACCGUUAUGGAACCCAUUGACAUUCCAAAACAAUAUAUACACAUAACUAUGUAUUUGUGUGUGUGGGUGUGUGUAUAUAUGUAUAUGUAUAUACACACACACACAUAAUCAGCCAAAAUCAGAGAAAAGGAACAGGGAUUUAAUACCUUUUUUAUGCUUAUUUUUGUCAAACAUGUACUCCUUUCAUACGGGUGGCUUUUACAAGGCAACUGCCGUCAUUUAAUGUUUUCAAUUGUAAUUGUCUUAAUGGAAAUGUUAAGAUUCAUAUCUGAUUAACAUUUUUAAUAACUUAGAGGAGAUUUUAACUUUAGUUAUUUAAAUUAGGAAAAAUUAUUGUACCGAAUUAUCUGUCUAAAGUUUAUUCAGGGGUGAUUUCCCUGAUGUGUGCAUAAAAUCAAGACCUUAUUUUACUGAUGCAUAAGUCCUAGUGGGAUGAGACUAGGCAUAUGCUUUCAGGUAAAUAAGGACUUACUCCAGUCGGUUUUCCCCAAUCAAAGAAGCCAUGUCAUUUUCCUUUUAGAAACAUACAAGUGGACCCAAUAUGGGAGUUUUCAUAAUAGCUCAUCAUUUGUCAGCCAAUAUUAAAAAGUAACCAACUCCUCAGGUAUUUGUAGUUUACCCUAAUGCUUCUAUAAGAGAGUAGGUAAAAAAGAAAAGGGUAGAUAAUCUUUCUUAUGCAAACUUUUUUCUUAUAUUUUGUCUUUCAUUUUGACGUUAGUAGCAUCCUCCACACAUUUGUGUGCCUGAUUUGAAAGGAAGCUGGGGCACCCAGCAAGUUUAGCCUUUAAGUAUCUGUAUAUUGGUUUGCAGACUAAGCAAUGCUGGAAGGAAUAAAAAAAGGGAGAGAAACAUGGAACACAAAGCAUUGAAAAUUCCGGUGCUUGGGCUUCUGUUUCAGAGGAACUUCAGUGGCUUAGGGCUAAGUGGCCAUUUUAUUCAAAUGCUUGCUAUAAAAUCUGAAAACAUACUGGCAGGUGCUCCUCUCCUUGCAAUUCAUUAUGUAUCCAGAAUUCUACAAUGUUUAACUGAAGAAUUAGUUAAUGUUUUGAUCCUCAAGUGUUGAACGUUCUUUGUGUUUGGGGAUGGGUUUUGGGUUUGGGUGGGUUUUUUAAUUCCUGAAGCUUACCAGAUAUGAAUGGCUAAUAUUCCAUUGUUCUGCUUAUUGUAAUGGUGAAUGCUUUAAGAAAAAAAAGUGUAAUUUGCUAAGAAUAAUUCAUGAUCUGUUUAUGCGAUAACUCCUUUUUGUUACAAUUUUUUUAAAAAAAGCUAUUUUUGUUAAUGUAAAGUAAAUAUUUCAGAGCAGAUUUUUUAAACUUAUUGCACUAAAUACAGGCUCUGUACAAAAAAAAAAAAAAAGCCUCAGCAUUUUAUCAUUCCACGGAAGGAGAAUUUUUUGAAAGAAAGCAUUGCCUCCUACCAGAAUUAGACAAUGAAUUAGACCAGUAUUAUGGAAAUGCACAUAGUUAAUGUCACUAGGGCUUAGUAAGCAGCUGUUUGCUAAUGUGCUUCCUUUCAAAGGGUUGGACCUUUAAAUUGCUGCAAAAGGUAAAUCAUAUUUUUUUUUAAGUAUCCAUGUUCUUUAGCUAGGCUAAAAGUUGCUAAAUGCCUCGGUUUCUUUUCAAAGCUCAUGUAAUAUUUCUGAUUUUUUCAGAAUAUUUGCAAUAAGAGUCUGAAAUUUUUUUUUUAAAGAAACGAGCUCAUGUCUUGGCAAGAUCACAGAAAACAACAUUGUGAGAGUAGCUAUUUUGAAAAAAUAAUUCUCCAGAGGUUAACAUCUAACAUCCGAUGUCACUAAACGGUAUCAUUGUACUCUUUUCUAUCAUUCGAAAUGGAAUAAAUAUAAUUAUGUAACUAACAAUUAUCCAAAUAGGUGAGAGAGCAAAUCAUGUAAGAAACUUCAGAGUACCUUCUGUUUCAUAGCCACACAGAUUAUGGACAUUAAGACACAUUGGGAACUAAAUUUAGGAUUGGCAAAAGUCUGGAAGAUGGGUAUCAAAACAGAAGACAUUCCAAGAGCUAGCUAUUUUAGGAGGUGUCCCUCCAAGGUGACCUGAUGGAAGUCUUGAGUUUGGAAAUUAGGUUCUACUCACUCGGAUAUCCCAGCACCAUGGACUGUUGCUGCUCCCUGUUCCAUAAACUCACAAUCUCAGCUAUUUGGAAGCCACCAGGAAUGCUUUCUAAUUAUCAUUUGCAACUAGAACUGUAAUCAGAAAGAAAUUUUGUAUUUUUGUAUAACUUGAUUGUGUGCCAUUUUAUAUAACAGGUCCUGUUUUACAAAUAAAUUUUGUUUUACUAACAUUGUGUUUAGAAAUUAUGAUCUAUGUGUAACCAUGUCAUUUGAGUUCCCAAUUAAUUGCCAGGCUGUUUCCCCUAAGUGGAUAUGUGUGCCGUAUGAGUAGAUAUAUGCAGAUAUGCAUAUAUAUUACACAGGCACACACAGAGAGAUAUUUGAUUUAUAGAAUAUCACUCUGUCAUGAGCUUCAUUCCUUGAUGCAUUUUAGAGGGCCUCAGAGAGGCUUCUAGCAAUAUUCGAAUGUUUUGAGGUUAUGUUUGGAUAGUCCUGCUGCUGCUUUCAUUCAUCGCGAGUCAUUCUUCAGCUAGCUCUGCCUUCUUGCUGUUCGCGCACUGCCUCCAUCUCUGCCCAAGUGAGGAGAAUAGAUGAAGGACAAAAAUUAUCUGUGAAAUGUGGCUACCUGAAUAGUUUUAUAAACCACUGACUGUGUGUGGUGGUGUUUGUCUUGUUUCUGUGGUGGAUCUUCAAAAUUGUGUUCAGGAUGCCUGUUUCCAGAGUUACAGUUAAGGUCCUCUAUUGUCAAUGGUAAUCACAGUGAGAAGAGAAUCGUGACCACUGCUGCCAUCAGAAAAUUAAGGCUCUGGUGCCUCCUGGUUUAGAUUUUCUAGGCUCCUGCCUCAAGAGUAAGCUCUGCCGUAAGUGAUACUCCUGUCUCAAUAGUAAGGUCUGCUGUAUGUGAUAUUUCAGUAUAAAUCCAAGAGACCCAUCUUCUGUGGGAGGCUUACCAGUACGUUAGGUAAACAUUAGGAAUUUUAGCUAGAGCCCUGAGAUUGUCUAAUCCUUGCACCGAUGCGCACAGCUCAAAGCAGGUUAUUCCUUUAAACCAUUUAAUUCAAUGUGUAAUGUUUAAGGAUUAAAGCUUUUAUCCUAUCCCAUAGCAUAAUUAAGUGCUAAGUUACUGCAAUUUAAGUAGCUUAACUGUGUGUUGGUCCCUAAACUUUUUCCAUAAUGGUUGAGGAGGGGGCACUCACUGAGUCUGUUUAAAAAUUAAGCUGGAAAUAAGUUUUUCCUUCAUGGAGAUGCUCCAUUACUCUUAUUUUGUAUUUUUUCAGCAAAGGGCAUUAAGCUGCCAGUUCCCAAUACCACUGACCUUGUUAUCUGCCAAGGGUUCCCGUACCUUCCCAGGGCAGUUUCAGGAUUUCACUCCUGAAGGGGGAUGGGGGAGAUGACCCCUUCCUUGAUUGUGGUCCUGAGCCACUUGAAACCAGAGUAAUGCUCCUCCCACCCUCUCCCUUAAAACAGCUGCAGAAACUACAGGCACCAAAUAAAUAUUCAUGAGGCCAUAUUAGUGCCCUUAAGGCCCCAACCAUUUCCACCAAAUACCACUACUAGCUGAUAAAGGCCAUUUCAAGAGGUCUCCUGGCCUUCAAAGUAGAAUUCUGGGGUCAGUUCCAAAACUAGAGCUGCCAAUUAUGGUGACCUGAACGUUUUAUUUUAUUUUGAUCAGUAACCUCACUUGAAUUUUUGGAGUUUCCAAUAGCCUUAACAUAGCCUCUGAGAAGUUUCCUUCAGAAAGGUCUUUCUAAGCUUUCACCUUUCAAUAAGUUCUCUACUGCUUUUUUUUUUAGCCACUACUUAAAAAAACAAAAAUGAAAUCCUCAGAGUGUGGAGGCUUCUCAGUGCAUCUGCCACAGUUAAUUUCUGUAUUCUUUUCACAUAUUCCAUCUGACAGAUAAAAGUGCACUAUAAUGGCUUACCUAGAGUUGUUAAGAUGUGGUCUGUGAAUAUAUAUUGGAAAAUUGUGGGUUCAUAAGUAAAUGCAUAAAGCAGAGCUUUGUGUGUUAUAUAUUCACAGUGUAGAAUGCAUUUUGCUUUAAAUGCAUAUUCAUGUAUCUUUGGGUACGAAGGAAUACAUGUUAGCCCAUUUGAAAAGUAGGCACUCUUCAUAUACCAUGGCUGCUUUCAGAAUAAGCUCAUCUUUUUAGUGGCACAUAGCCCAAAUUGUGGAAAAACAGGACCCUUGAAUGUGCCAAGAGAAAAUAUAAACCUAGCAAUCUUAGAAAACAAAAGGCUAAACAUGUUGUGUACACCUAAAAAUUUUAAAUAGCACACUUUCCCCCAUUCACAUUUCAUAAACUUGAGUCAAAUUCUUAUUCUCCAAGCUUUAACUUAAGAGGAAAAUUUUAAUCCAAGGUUUAAAUCUUUGAAGAUAUCUUUCUUAUAAAAAAAACUUCAGUGCAAAAUUUUUAAAUUUGAGAAUUUCUGUGGAAACCUUUUCUAUGGAAAUACUAUUAGUACCCUUUUUUCCUCCAUAUCUCCUUGAUUUUUAUAUAUGUAUAAAAAGACAAAUGAUGCUUCCAUUUCAAUAUCACUUGAACAGUUAUCACUUUUCUAAAUUAAAUGAGCAGGAUUUAAGUUUGAUAUUUCCUAAAGGAAUUCAUUAGUAAAUUUGUGGAAAAGACAUGCAAUUGUUAAGGACCCAAAUAUUAGGCUAUUUUACUCAGUUUUGAUACUCAGUUUUACAACAUAAAUGAUUGAGGAAUAAACACCCUAGACCAGGGAAUUCAGAAUAGUAAAGCUUUCAGGUUACUCAUGGUCUAAUCAAGAUCUAGCUGACCAUGAAAACGUUGGAAUUUCCAAAUAUUUCAGAAAUGUUUCCCUUUUAUUUGCUAAGACCCGAAUUUAAUAUUUGAUAUUCAAAAGCAGGUUCUGAAUCUUUUGAGGGGACCAAGGGCCCCUUUGAGAAGCUUAUGAAAGCAAUGAACUAUCUUUCUCUCAAAGUCACAUAGCCUACCUAUGAACAUUUAAAAUACUAAUAAUUUCAGGACCCUCAGACUGCCAGCCUCCACCCCACCCCCAUACCCUCAGGGCCUAAUGAAAACAAGUCAGAGGCUGCUCUAAAGUUGGUUUGAUAAUAUACUUGGAAAUGAAAUAGUGAUUAGGCCUCCAUUGAAGAUACUUUUAAGAUGCUACUUACCAAUUUCUGACCUGCAAUCAUCUUUUUUUUAAUUGAUGUAUAGUUAAUUUACUAUGUUGUGUUAAUUUGUGGUGUAAAGUGAUUCAGUUAUAUAUACUUUUUCUUCAUAUUCUUUCCCAUUAUGAUUUAUCAUAGGAUAUCAAAUAUAGUUCCUUGUGCCAUACAGUAGGACCUUGUCGUCUGGAAUCAUUUUUAUAACUUGAAAACUUUAAUUUAGUACCAGCUUUGAAAAUAGAAACCACACUAAUGUGAAUGAAAAACAGGAUGAUCAACACUGAAUCUUCAAGACAGUAAGAUUUCUUUCCUUGGAGGUAUGAGGGUAAAUUUUUGACAAGGUACCAAGUUAUUUGCAGUGGACAAGAAAAUCCAAGAAGAAAUGAAUAGGGAAUCCCUGUAAUUAUCCAUCUACCAAAACCCUAGAUUCUUUAUUAUUGUCGCUCAGAUGUGACAUCUGUGGCAUAGUGUUAUGAGUAGAUUGCUGUCUAAAAAUAUUAUCUUGGUCAGCAUGACCGAGAAGAUGAUCAUAAAUUAGCAAACUCACUGUAAGUCCAUAGCUGACAAAAAAUUUUAGUGGCAAGUUGGAGGAGCAGGUGCUGGGGGGAAGAAAUUCAGAAGUUGUUUUUUUACCUGCAUAAAUCAGGGAGAUGUUUCCUCCUGAUUUGAAUGUUUUCCAGUAACCACUAGAGCAGCCUUGGACCACUGCCAAUGGGACUGUGCCUCCACUCCCCACAUCCACCUCACCUUCCUUCUUUUGGAUUUCUUCACAUGUACACCUUGCUAUUAGGUAAGGAUGCUGAAACUAUAUGGAGUGUUCUCUGGGCCCUCGAAAAAGCAGGCAGACAUCCUUAAAGGAGUUUGAAGUUUUUUUAAGAUUUGAUUCCAGUGGGUCUUGACUUAUAGUCAGACAUCAAACUAUUACCUACAUUUUCAAGCUGAAGAAAGCAAUGGAAGUGUCAUAAUUGGCUGGUGAAGAAAAUAGAAAAGUCAGCUCCCUUCCCCACCCCACACCCCCAGAAAAGCUCUAUUGAACCUUCCACAGUAGCAAAGGGAGAGACCAUGGGUGGAAGUUCCCAUUUUGGGUGGAAAAGGGCCUAAGUCCAGUGUAAGUAUCUAUAUUUGAUAAUGUCUUCUUGUCAUAGAAGUGUAUGACCUGAAGGGAAUGUCUUGACUUUCACAUAGGAAUCUGAUCCACCCAUCCCAUCUGCUAGGAAAUUCGUUUGAGUUAGUUAUUUUUUGAGGAAUACGUAUUAAACCAUUCCAUGCGAGUAAAAUGAGCAUUGAAAAGAAGACUUGAGGAAUGAAUGGGCGCAGGACUGAAGUGAACUUCCCACCAGCAUCCUGCAGACCAUUCUACCUGCCACUAGAAAAUGUGAGCACUUCCUUCAUUUACCACAUUGAUCAUUAGGCCAGAUUUUUUUUCAAAACUUGUGUGAGGUAAUUCACAGGAAUGAAACAAUACUAGGACAGCUUUGGGACUGAUGAUUGGAGACAGAGACUACUGAGUAAAUUUUCCCCAUCCUCUGGGUUCUGGCAGUGUGCUCCCAGAACUUUUUGGCCCUCAUAUUUUGGCUAGUUUUAAUUUUCAAAGACACCACAGGGGGAAAAUUACCUUUCUUCUACUAUAUCGCCUUAGUGCUUCUAGAUUAUUUUGUUGUUGAAGUUCUCUUGAUUUCUUCCAUCCUACAAAAGGGUACUGGGAGCUCCAUAAUGAAGUUUCAGUUAUACUGUCUCAGAAGAUUCUUGACCAUUGAAUGCACUUCUAAUAGAUCUUGUACCCAGUGAAAUAAAUUCAGUGGGUUGUUAGCUGAUUUGAUUUGUUACAGCUAACACAAGAGUGGGGAGAAAAGUUUGGAGGGCACCUAACAAAAUGACAGGGGCUCUGGGAAAACAACCAAAGACAAAAGCAUAUCUUCUAAAGACCAAAGGUCCAACUUUAAGUACUUUCUGGCACAGCCUUCCUGAACUGCUGAGUUUAGCAUAGGCUCCUAGAAUAAAGCAGCCAAGUUUUAAAGAUCAGUCAACACAAAGGGACCUGCUCUUCAUCUCUCAGCCUCUGAGCCUCACAUCCAGGGUCAGAUCCCGUCCAGUGUAUGGGGUGAUUUGAACAGAAAACGCCCAUCAGUGUGUUUCGACAUCUCACUGCUGUGUAAUCCAGCAUGAGAAGUAUGUUGUGGUGCCACAUAUUUUUCAGUCUGAUUCCUUUUUUGUCUUUUUGGUUUUGUUUUGUUGUGCCUUUUGCAUCCUAUUUCAUAGUGUCAAAAUGAAUUUUUGUAUCAUGUUUGGUCUUUGUCCCUCACAAACUGUAGGAUCAUGGUUAAGCCUUCCAUGAAUUCCCUGGUUCAGGAUCUUUUACCUUAGCAUUAUUCUGAGUUUUUUCCUUAUUGUUAUUUCUUUAUUACAGUGUCAUUACACUGUAUUCAGGUGGGGAAACAAACAUGUCGGUGCUUGAACAUGCCCCACAGACAUGGUUGUAGCCUUGUGGUAUUGGUGGCUGUCAUUAUUGACACAGUGCAGACUUUACAGAGUGUUGUGCUCUCAGAGGACUUUAAAAAUAUGUAUAUUAAGCAAUUAACUUUCUGGAGUUAUCAAAUCUUGCUGGGCAAUUAACUUCCAAGGGCUCUGAAUUGGAUGGAAUUCCAUCUGGCUUCAGAGUACAAUGAGCCUAUAUAAAAUGGAGCUUUGAAAUGUUUUCCUUGUGCAGAAAUAUGAACUAGAAAAAAAAAGUGCUGAUCUGAUGCUAAGUUUUCUGUGUACUGACUCAGUUACCAGAAUUAUAAUGAAAACUGUAUUUUAGUCUA